UCCGUCGUCUCAUCAUAACUGUCAAAGUGGCAUCAAAUAAAAUAUAGAAGCAAACUUGCGAAAGUUUUAUCAAUUAAAGAUAAAAUAUUGAAAUAAUACAACACAUCGAUAUAUUUGUCAAUACGUGUGAUGAAUUAGAGAUAAAGUCGUGAUUGUGAUACUCUUGUUUUCCACAAGUGAGCUGGGAUUGUGCAUGCUGAGUGCUGCUGAGUGCGUCGAGGAUGGCUCAACGUUUCCCGGCCAGCGGGCCCGGCGCCGCACCGCCGCAGCAGCGCUACCCCGGCCCGGCACCGCCGCAGGGCUCGCCGAUGCCGCCUAGACCUUAUUCAGGUCCCACAUUUCCGCCGCGCAGUGGCUUCACGCCGCCGCCCGCCGGCGCGGCCCCGGCGGCGGGCGCGCCCCGGCCCGGCCCCGCGGCCUACGGGCCCGCCGCGCCGCCCGCCGCCGCGCCCCGGCCCGGCCCCGCGGCCUACGGGCCCGCCGCGCCGCCCGCCGCCCGCGCGCCGCUGCCGCCGCACAAGCCGCACUACCAGGGCGAGGGCUACGCGGGCAAGCGCAAGAAGCGGCUGGCCGACAAGAUCCUGCCGCAGAAGGUGCGCGACCUGGUGCCCGAGUCGCAGGCCUACAUGGACCUGCUGGCCUUCGAGCGCAAGCUGGACGCCACCAUCCUGCGCAAGCGCCUCGACAUCCAGGAGGCGCUCAAGCGGCCCAUGAAGCAGAAGCGCAAGCUGCGCAUCUUCAUCUCCAACACCUUCUACCCCGGCCAGGGCGACAACGCCGUGGCCUCGUGGGAGCUGCGCGUCGAGGGCCGCCUGCUCGACGACUCCAAGAACGACCCCAACAAGGUGAAGCGCAAGUUCUCGUCGUUCUUCAAGUCGCUGGUCAUCGAGCUGGACAAGGAGCUGUACGGGCCGGACAACCACCUGGUGGAGUGGCACCGCACGCUCACGACGCAGGAGACGGACGGCUUCCAGGUGAAGCGGCCGGGCUACAAGAACGUGCGCUGCACCAUCCUGCUGCUGCUGGACUACCAGCCGCUGCAGUUCAAGCUGGACGCGCGCCUGGCGCGGCUGCUGGGCGUGCACACGCAGGCGCGGCCCGUCGUGGUCAACGCGCUGUGGCAGUACGCGCGCACGCACGGCCUGCAGGACGCGCGCGAGCGCGAGUGGCUGGCCUGCGACAGCUACCUGGAGCAGAUCUUCGGCGUGGCGCGCAUGAAGCUGGCCGAGGUGCCGGCGCGCCUGGGCGCGCUGCUGCACGCGCCCGACCCCAUCGUCAUCAACCACCUCAUCUCCGUGGAGCCGCCGCACGACGCCAAGCAGACGGCGUGCUACGACAUCGACGUGGAGGUGGACGACACGCUCAAGGCGCAGAUGAACAGCUUCCUGCUCAGCACGGCCAACCAGCAGGAGAUCCAGGGCCUGGACGCCAAGAUCCACGAGACGGUGGACACGAUCAACCAGCUGAAGACCAACCGCGAAUUCUUCCUGAGCUUCAGCAAGGACCCGCAGCAGUUCAUCCAGAAGUGGCUCGUGAGCCAGUCCAGAGACCUCAAGAGCCUGGGCGGCGGCGCGGGCAACCCGGAGGAGGAGCGGCAGAGCGCGCUGUACGCGCAGGCGUGGGCGGGCGAGGGCGCGGCGCGCUACCUGCACGCGCGGCUGGCGGCGCGGCGCCACGCGCUCGACGCCGCGCUGGCGCGCGUCUAGCCGGAAGAAAAACUUAUUUAAUUAACGUGUUUGUAAAAACAUUUUCAAUAGAAAGAAAAUAUAAACAACUAGCAAUGAUUUAUUUGGAGCCCGGAAUCUAUAAUCGUGAAUAUUUUGAUCAUUUUAGACAAAAAAUAACGAAAAGUCCCUUUAAGUUCCCUUAAGUGCCUAAAACUAGACAACGGGGAAAACGAGAUGAAAUUUCAUUCGAUGUCCCCCGCACUCGUGUUUCGUGCCUCACCGUAGGAAAGCUAUAUGUGAUCGAAGCGAUCUUAGUUCAACCGGUAGUACAGUUUUUGUGAAAUAAUGGUAUAGAAACAAUGAAGAGGUUUUGCACAUUUUCUUGAAUAGAUAAAUUUUAUCGUGUUAUUUUAUUUACGAUUACGUGAAUAAUAAUAACUUAUUUAUUUCAAAUAAAUUUUUAUGUUAAAAAGACGAAAAUAUUUGCUACAUUUUAGUUUUAAAUAUCGGCUAACAAAAAAUCAUUACACGUUUUUUUGGCGCUUGCAUUCAAAUUUAUCAUUGCCGAAAAUUACCCAAGAAAAGAAAAGUAACUUAAUUAUUAAUAAUAGCAAUAACCAUACACGUACUAAAUUGCCAAAACAACUGUUCGAUAUUAUUUUAAGAAUUGUAAGUAUCGAAAUUUACUUAUUAUUGUUUUAACAAUUAAAAGUUGU
Molecule: messenger RNA, 2383 nt
Organism: Pararge aegeria (speckled wood butterfly)
Lineage: Eukaryota; Metazoa; Arthropoda; Insecta; Lepidoptera; Nymphalidae
Gene: Bap60
Product: brahma-associated protein of 60 kDa
Exons: 7
Coding region: 222-1706 (494 amino acids)
Biological process (GO): regulation of transcription by RNA polymerase II
Cellular component (GO): SWI/SNF complex; nucleus
Source: RefSeq, a predicted model, not a curated record